UACUGUUUUUUAUUGUGUUUUCUGGGGGGGAGAGAAGGGCAAAGAAUGUGGGGAUUUUUUUCCCCCCACAACAGGACUAAUAAGGGAUUAUACUUUGCAAACCUAGGUUAUCAAAUAAUUCACCUGCCACUGCCUAAAAUCUCAGGGAGGGCAGAAGGAAAGGAAGGGAGUGAAUGUGGAACUUACAAUUUAAAAAAAAAAAAUCAUUGUUUUUACAUGUAAUUGGAAAUAAAUACUAUUUUUUAAAAAAAGGAUAAUAAAUAUUGCCAUAUCAUAAAAGAUUCAGUUAACUCCAGCACACAUGGACUGCGCCUAAUUCGGGCCAAGAAAGAGCCCCUGCCUUCAUUGUUGAUCGAUGGUGGAACAAGACGGGCAGAAAUCAUUGCAUUUGGAGGAGGAGCCUAACGGGAGACCCCGACACGUGCAGCGAGGUCCCCCUGGGCCUUUUCCCCGGAAGGGACCUUCCUUCCCAGUGCUGGAGGCCAAGGCUUCCAUUGUACAACCCAGCUGAGACCUGGAGAAGCGUGGUGACGGAGGGAGGGAGGGACGGGAUGGAGUCGAGGUUCUCAGGUUAGGGACAGGGCAGGAGCGCUUGGGGCCGGAGCCUCCCAAGAGCCGCUCGGGGUUUGCGGAGUAACGUGGAGGACUGGAGUUUGUGUUGUGAUCCUACGGGUAUCAGAGCCAAGGCAGGAUCGGGAGCAGGAAUCAUGCCUUUGUAAAAUUAUUUCCUGGUGAAACUGGAAGGACAUGAGCAACACCCCGAGACCCAGUUUCCCAACCCCGAGGUCCCACUCUAACUUCCUCCCCUCCAGGCUUUGCAGCCCUGCCCCCACUUUCCAGGCAAAGUCCUUUUAAAAGUCCUCUCCCGACUCGCCCCGUGUCGCCGUGCGUAGUGCGCGCUCGUGCUCGAGGCCGACAAUGUGGCGCGCACGCGCUGACGUAAGCAUCCUCCAUUGAGUCCUGGCACCGCUGCGUCAGGGUUUUGCACCACGAAGCUGCCCGGCCCGGACAGAGCUGCCGGCCACCAUGGUCCACGCCUUCCUGAUCCACACGCAGAGCGUCGCGGCCACGGGGGACGCUGCGUUCUGCCGAGUGCUGUACUCGAGAGUCUUUGGGUCCGAGAGGUCGCCAGAUGACCCCAGGCCGCACGGUCUAGAGAGGGACAGACUGCUCAGGAAGGAGCAGCUGUUGGCGGUCGCGAGACAGGCAGAGUCGGCAUGGAAGCUGGUGCAGCAGGCCUCGGGCCGGCCUCCCGUGGACGUCCUCCCCCAGUCCUCCGAUGAGCCCAUUCCCCUGCACGAUGCCCCCGUGGGGGUCUUCCGCCUUCGACCCGGGGACCCUUUCCAGGAAGCCAAGGUGGCCGUGUGGCUCCGGGUCCUGUCGCUGAGCUGCGUCCUGGUCUGUGAGCCCCACGAGAACCUGCUGCUGGCGGAGAGCACGCUGCGCCUGCUCGGCCGCCUGCUCCUGGAGCACCUGAAGCUGCUGUCGUCGGGCAGCGACCUCCUGCUCCGAGGGGACCGCAUCGAGCUCAUCCUCGGCCACUUCCUGCCGCAGGGCCAGCUGCUCUUUCUCAAUGACCAGUUUGUCCAGGGCCUGGAGAAGGAGCUGAGCGCCAGCUUGUACCGGUGAGGGCCCCGUGCCGGCGACCUCCCUUCCGGCCCUCCACGGCCCCCAGCUUCGGCACCUUCUCACUCAGGCUUCUCCACUCUGGUUCCGCCAUUGGUCGCGGAGAUCCCAGCCACCCAGGGCUCCCUUUCCUGGCUUGGGGCGACAAACACAGAUGCUGGCAGGAUGCUCAGGCCGCCUCCUGUUACAACCCAGCGUGUGGGAUGGCUCGUAGGCCCUUCUGCCGUGCAGGUGCUCAUGGGCCACGGGCUCCAGUCUCCCCACCGCAUGCCUUGCUAUGGCUCCGAAUCACCCCCAGUUGUGGCUUGUGGACAGUGCAGGGUUCUGGGGUUUGAAGCUCUGGGCCAUUGCUGGCUAAUGUGUCCCACCUUGUGCCUCCCAUGGAAGAGGUGCACUGGGAUGUGGCCCCAGCUGACCUCCUGCCCCUCUUUCAGGCCGUAGACGGCUGAGGAUAAAGGUCUGGUCAGGGGGAGCAGGGAGGUAGGUCGGGGCCAGAGCUUGUACCCCUUGAGUUUGUAUUUGCUUGUCUUUGGUUUAUACUUCUUGUGUCCAUGUUCUGAUCAAAUGAAAGCUCCCUAAGGGCAGGAUUGCAUCCUGGGCACUUAGCUUAGAGCCGGCACCUCGUGGUGCUUAAUAAAAGCUUAUUCCUGGA
This is a messenger RNA of Antechinus flavipes (yellow-footed antechinus), 2278 nucleotides long. RefSeq names its product adaptor related protein complex 5 subunit sigma 1 (gene AP5S1). Gene Ontology annotation, cellular component: lysosome; cytosol; AP-type membrane coat adaptor complex. The transcript has 3 exons. The coding region runs from base 1027 to 1629 and encodes 200 amino acids. Gene Ontology annotation, biological process: endosomal transport; double-strand break repair via homologous recombination. The record is from RefSeq and is a predicted model, not a curated record. Lineage: Eukaryota; Metazoa; Chordata; Mammalia; Dasyuromorphia; Dasyuridae.